Messenger RNA from Cuscuta campestris, 825 nucleotides. The record is from the annotation of a GenBank genome assembly. Lineage: Eukaryota; Viridiplantae; Streptophyta; Magnoliopsida; Solanales; Convolvulaceae.
CUAAACGAUAAGUUGGAAUUAUAGCGCCUUGCCCUUGAGACUAAAGGAUUUAGAAUAAGUAGAACAAGACUGAAUACAUGGAAUGUCGUUUCAGUGGCCGGGAUACAGAAUCAGAGGUGGAAGUCAGGAUUGACUCUCACCUAGUACCUAAGGUAGACAGGUUUCGAUAUCUUGGCUCGGUAAUCGAGGCUGAUGGGGAGUUAGAUGCGGAUGUUGGACAUCAUGUUGGAGUGGCUUGGGCCAAAUGGCGGUUACCUUUAGGGGUGUUGUGUGAUCCGAAGAUUUCGCCUAGAAUGAAAGGUAAGUUCUAUCGAUAUGUAGUCAGACUUGCUAUGUUAUAUGGGGCAGAGUGUUGGGCGAUUAAGAAGACUCAUGUGCGUCGUCUGCAUGCGGCGGAGAUGCGGAUGUUACGAUGGAUGUGUGGGAAGACAAGGUUGGAUAGGAUUUCGAACAAAGUUAUCCGACGUCAGGUAGGCAUGGCGCCGGUGGAAGAUAAGUUGCGGGAAGCAAGGUUGAGAUGGUUUGGCCAUGUGAGACGGCGGGAUGCUGACGCCCCUGUACGGAGAUGCGAGAGGAUUACGGUUAUCGGCGGAAGUAGGGGAAGGGGUAGACCUAGGCAGAAUUGGAAGGAGGUGAUUAGACAGGAUUUAGGACUUCUCGACCUGACUGAUAUGGCCCUAGAUAGGAACCUUUGGAAAACUAGGAUUAGAGUAACUGGAUAGGAGCUCGGUGUUGUAGAGGUUGUUUUGUAGUGUGUUGUAUUUGUUUGGAAUCUUCUGCUAUUGCUUGUAUUUGGUGCUUUAUCUGUGUUAUACUAUGUUCCCU